Mesoplodon densirostris (Blainville's beaked whale) is the source of this 6684-nucleotide messenger RNA. It is a transcript of the gene CLEC16A, whose product is annotated as C-type lectin domain containing 16A. The record is from RefSeq and is a predicted model, not a curated record. NCBI's taxonomy places the organism in Eukaryota, Metazoa, Chordata, Mammalia, Artiodactyla, Ziphiidae. Gene Ontology annotation, cellular component: endolysosome membrane; late endosome. The transcript is spliced from 23 exons. The coding region runs from base 172 to 3318 and encodes 1048 amino acids. Gene Ontology annotation, biological process: regulation of autophagosome maturation; endosomal transport; endosome to lysosome transport.
GUUCCGGCUGAAUGUCAGUGCGGGACUGUGGGCUGUGGGGGGAAGGUGGUUGGCAGUCUCUCCAGCACCUCCGCCGCUGCCUCCUCCGCUUGUGCCGCCGCCGCGGGCGCCCGGCCGCUCGGCCGCUUGGGCAUGAGACCGUGAGGCAAGCGACUGGCCGGGGCCGCCGACAUGUUUGGCCGCUCACGGAGCUGGGUGGGCGGGGGCCAUGGCAAGUCUUCCCGCAAUAUCCACUCCUUGGACCACCUCAAGUAUCUGUACCAUGUUUUGACCAAAAACACCACCGUCACAGAACAGAACAGGAACCUGCUGGUGGAGACCAUCCGAUCCAUCACCGAGAUUCUGAUCUGGGGGGAUCAGAAUGACAGCUCUGUAUUUGACUUCUUCCUGGAGAAGAAUAUGUUCGUCUUCUUCUUGAACAUCCUGCGGCAGAAGUCAGGCCGCUACGUGUGCGUUCAGCUGUUGCAGACCUUGAACAUCCUCUUCGAGAAUAUCAGUCACGAGACCUCACUUUAUUAUUUGCUCUCUAAUAACUAUGUAAAUUCUAUCAUUGUCCAUAAGUUUGACUUUUCUGAUGAGGAGAUUAUGGCAUAUUAUAUAUCGUUCCUGAAAACGCUUUCGUUAAAACUCAACAACCACACGGUCCAUUUCUUUUACAAUGAGCACACUAAUGACUUCGCCCUGUACACAGAAGCCAUCAAAUUUUUCAAUCACCCCGAAAGUAUGGUUAGAAUUGCUGUAAGAACCAUAACUUUAAACGUCUACAAAGUGGAUAACCAGGCCAUGCUGCACUAUAUCAGAGAUAAAACUGCUGUCCCUUACUUCUCCAAUUUGGUCUGGUUCAUCGGGAGCCAUGUGAUCGAACUCGACAACUGUGUGCAGACGGAUGAAGAGCAUCGGAAUCGGGGGAAGCUGAGUGACCUGGUGGCUGAGCAUCUGGACCACCUGCACUAUCUCAAUGACAUCCUGAUCAUUAACUGCGAGUUCCUCAACGACGUGCUCACAGACCACCUGCUCAACAGGCUCUUCCUGCCGCUCUACGUGUACUCGCUGGAGAACCAGGACAAGGGAGGAGAACGACCGAAAAUCAGCCUGCCGGUUUCUCUCUACCUUCUGUCCCAGGUCUUCCUAAUUAUACAUCACGCACCCCUGGUGAACUCAUUAGCUGAAGUCAUUCUGAACGGCGAUCUGUCUGAGACGUACACUAAGCCCGAACAGGAUGUUCAGAGAAGCUGUGCCAAGCCCAGCAUUCGGUGCUUCAUUAAACCCACCGAGACGCUAGAGCGGUCCCUUGAGAUGAACAAGCACAAGGGCAAGAGGCGGGUGCAAAAGAGACCCAACUACAAAAACGUUGGGGAGGAAGAAGAUGAGGAGAAAGGGCCUGCCGAGGAUGCCCAAGAAGACGCCGAGAAGGCUAAAGGUACAGAGGGUGGUUCAAAAGGCACCAAGACAAGUGGGGAGAGUGAAGAGAUAGAGAUGGUAAUCAUGGAGCGCAGCAAGCUCCCGGAGCUGGCGCCCAGUGCCUCAGUGCAGGAGCAGAACACCACGGACGAGGAGAAGAGCGCCGCCACCGGCCUGGACAGCGCCCAGUGGAGCAGACCCUUCCUGGAUAUGGUGUACCACGCCCUGGACAGCCCCGAGGACGAUUACCACGCGCUCUUCGUGCUCUGCCUCCUGUACGCGAUGUCUCACAACAAAGGCAUGGAUCCUGAGAAACUCGAGCGGAUCCAGCUGCCGGUGCCCACUGCGGCCGAGAAGGCGACCUACAACCACCUGCUGACUGAAAGACUCAUCAGGAUCAUGAACAACGCAGCCCAGCCAGAUGGCAAGAUCCGGCUGGCGACGCUGGAGCUGAGCUGCCUGCUCCUAAAGCAGCAAGUCGUGACCAGCACGGGCUGUAUCAUAAAGGACGUACACCUGGCCUGCCUGGAGGGAGCCCGAGAAGAAAGUGUCCACCUGGUGCGGCAUUUCUAUAAGGGAGAAGAAAUCUUUUUGGACAUGUUUGAAGAUGAGUACAGGAGUAUGACGAUGAAGCCCAUGAAUGUGGAAUAUCUCAUGAUGGACGCCUCCAUCCUGCUGCCCCCAACGGGCACGCCACUGACGGGCAUUGACUUUGUGAAGCGGCUGCCGUGUGGUGACGUGGAGAAGACCCGGCGGGCCAUCCGGGUGUUCUUCAUGCUCCGUUCCCUGUCACUGCAACUGCGAGGGCAGCCCGAGACCCAGCUGCCACUGACGCGGGAAGAAGACCUGAUCAAAACGGAUGACGUCCUUGAUCUGAACAACAGCGACCUGAUCGCAUGCACGGUGAUCACCAAGGAUGGCGGCAUGCUCCAGCGGUUCCUGGCUGUCGACAUUUACCAGAUGAGUUUGGUGGAGCCUGACGUGUCCAGGCUGGGCUGGGGAGUGGUCAAGUUCGCAGGCCUUCUGCAGGACAUGCAGGUGACUGGCGUGGAGGACGACAGCCGCGCCCUGAAUAUCACCAUCCACAAGCCUGCAUCCAGCCCCCAUUCCAAGCCCUUCCCCAUCCUGCAGGCCACCUUUGUCUUCUCGGACCACAUCCGCUGCAUCAUCGCCAAGCAGCGCCUGGCCAAGGGCCGCAUCCAGGCGAGACGCAUGAAGAUGCAGAGAAUAGCUGCCCUCCUGGACCUCCCGAUCCAGCCGACAACUGAAGUCCUGGGGUUUGGUCUCAGCUCGUCCUCCACCCAGCACCUGCCUUUCCGCUUCUACGACCAGUGCCGCCGGGGCAGCAGCGACCCCACGGUACAGCGCUCUGUGUUCGCGUCGGUGGACAAGGUGCCAGGCUUCGCCGUGGCCCAGUGCAUGAACCAGCACAGCUCGUCCUCCCUGUCCUCGCCGUCGCCGUCUGCCAGCGGGAGCCCCAGCGGCAGUGGGAGCGCCAGCCACUGCGACUCGGCGGGCGCCCGCUCGUCGUCCAGCCCCUCGGCCGCCCAGAGCCCCGCAGAUGACCCCAUGACUAUGGAACAGCCUCAGCCUAACCUUCCCGACCAGUUGGUGAUCGUCAGUGAAACAGAAGCAGAGGCCAGGCCCAGCAAGAGCCUGGCAAGGAGUGCGGACGUGGAGACAGUCAACCUGUGCCCCAGCCUCAUCCCCGCCCAGCAGCCCACCAUCUCCCUGCUCUGCGAGGACACUGCCGACACGCUGAGCGUGGAGUCACUGACCCUCGUCCCGCCCGUCGACCCCCAUAGCCUCCGCACCCUCACCGGCAUCCCCCUGCCACCCACACCAGCCACGGUGGGCCCAGGGACCCCGGACGAGGGGGCUGUGCAGCCCGAGCCAGUGGGCCCCGCCGAGCACUGAGUUGACCUCCCUUCGUGCGUGCGGCCCCGCUGGCAGGGACCCGGAGCAGCUGACAGGACAGACACCUCGGGAGUGUCCGAAGUCCUCCUCGGCCCCGGUAACUGCCUCGAACCAUCCUUGCAGUCCUUUGCUCCGUUUGAACUCCCCUUUUACUUCACACCUCUUUGAGACCAGGCUGGGACCCGUGGCGACACCCCAGCGAACCCAGAUGACUGAGGGUUCAACCAGAGGAGGUUGGGCUGGUGUCAGAGCCCAUGGCCCGAGGGCAGCAGGACCCACCAACAGCACUCCCUCCAUCAGCCAGCCCCUCCCCAGUCUUGAGGGUCCUCUGCCACUGUCCCCAGUGAGCACAGAAGAAGCGGACGUGGUCACUUUGUGUAGAAAUCUGUAGAAAAGCAAACUGCGAUAAACAUCUCCUUUGGAUAUUGAUUCCUGCUUCUGGCAGCAGAUGAGAAACAUCUAUUUUAAAAGUUCAAAAAAAAUCCUCCACCCUAAGGUUUGAUGUCAUGUUAGAAGUGUAAUAUUACUGUUGAGAUUUCAUUUUCAUUUUGCCUUGAACUUUCCAGCGUUUGGGGUUUAGAGUUCUCAGUCUGGCUUUCUCCAUUGUCUUAAGGGAUUCUCAUCUCUUUGUUACUCACUAACUCUGCAAGCCUGUGGAAUGAUAAAAGUCCCUUCCUGGGGCCUCCCUGGUGGCGCAGUGGUUAAGAGUCCGCCUGCCAAUGCAGGGGAUACGGGUUCGUGCCCCGGUCUGGGAGGAUCCCAUAUGCCGCGGAGCGGCUGGGCCCGUGAGCCAUGGCCGCUGGGCCUGCGCAUCCGGAGCCUGUGCUCCGCAACGGGAGAGGCCACAACAGUGAGAGGCCCACAUACCGCAAAAAGAAAAAAAAAAAAAAGUCCCUUCCUGGAAAGGUUAGAGUAUUUUCUAAGCAAAAAUAAGGGAGAGACUCGUAUUCUCAGGUACACACAGAGCUGGGAGGACCCAAAGUUCCUCUGCCGUGGCAGCGUAGGGGCCUUGCGUUACCCAGAAGAUCUUUCCAUGAAAGGGGGAUAGUGCGGUCAGCUCCCCACUCAGGACCAUUCCUCGUCUCUCCGGACUGAAACCAAACAGGACGGUUUUCCGGCAUCACCUUCGGUUGUCGCCAUCUCUCUAGUUGUCUAAGAAAGAACGAUUUAGGACUGCAGACGUUCCAGCCCCCGUGGCCGUGAUGCAAAGAAAAGGCCACAGAAACCGUCCUCCGAGUCCGUCACCUGCUGCUCAGUGGUGUGGGUGCCCGCAUGCAGGGACAUCCCGAGAGCCAGCCCCUGCCCAGCGGCAAGGACGUGAUGUCCGAGCUCACAGGGCCAUCCUAGGAGCUCGGGGUUUGUCCCUCUUCCUCUCAGCUGCUGCUGUAAAGAUGCAAGCUCUUUUUUAAAAUGGAAACCCCCAGUUCCUUCUCCCUUUGGGCUGGGUGUGUGCAGACCAGGUCUCCGCUAUAUCCGAUAAAGCUCCCAAGAGGUUCUUUCUACUCAGCCAGGCAAGGCCAAGCGACCCUCAGCUCUCUGGUUGAUGCUCAGACCUUCCAAAACUUGCCUCCACGUGUCCCACAGGAGUGCCAGCACCCGUGGUGUCAGUGUCAACCGGUCCGGGUUAUCAGGUGGCCUCAGGAAAUGCCCCACACGCUUACCUCUUAGAGGACCUGGUCCCCAGUACCUCCCCCAGUCUGCUGUCAGGCAGGGCCUGCCCGGGCCAGACUUCAGCCUCCUGAAGGAAACACACUGGUCCCCUGAGGAAGGGGAGUGGCGCCUCCAGGACAGAUCUCUCCAGCCUUAAGAAGCCCUCCGGGCAGGUGAGCCCAGCCAGCACCAACAGGGGAAAGACCCAGCUCAGAAAGGCAGCCAUUUAGGCAGAAAUUCCAGGGACCCCGGCAAGGAGGGACAAGCCAUGACCUUCAGGAGAGCCCCUUGGAAAGGACAGGCAGGGGGAACGGAAAGGGGGAGAAAGUCCAUGUUGUCAGGGACAGGGGCCCCACUGGUUCUUCUGCCAGGUUGCAGCGGCAGGCUAGCCCCAGAGCCACUGACGGCCGGUUUUGAAACGAUUCUGGAGCAGCAGACAUGAGAGAAGGCCAGUGACCUCCCAGCUGGCGGCAUUAUCGUGAAGAACAAGCCAAGGCGUGUGGACCCUGCCCUGGGGCCACCAGCCUGCUGUCUGAAAUCCAGCGGCUCCAGGUGGCUUCAAGCUCUACGGGAGGAAAGUCUCGGCCGGGGGACAGCAUGCCCAGGAGGACCUGCAGCAGUAUCCCCCAAGCAGGAGAGCUGAACGCAGCCCAGCCUCCAUGGGCUCUUGAAUAGCAGGUGCGAUCAGACCAAGCUUCCGCCCCACGUCUGGCCCAAGGGCAGGCCUCUCCCCGGGUGGGCUCGAGGGUUUGGUUGUGGGCAGCCCACAGCCGGCUGGCAGCCAGGUCUCCACCGUCUGGGCAGCAGUUGCACAGCUAUGUUUUCAGGAGCCCCCAGAAAAUCUAAGUGGGGGCACCUCCAGAGGGGCCCAUCCAGACAGCAGGUGCUGGGACUCUGGGGCAGAGAGGUAUAGCCAGGAAUCCUUGGCAAGCCCGGGGCAGGGGCCAUGGCCUGUGACACGCGAGUACCAGACUCGGAUCUCUGGGAUCGGCCUCAGCAGGCCCAUCCAGCCCGCCAUCUCCAUGUCCCUGCAGAGACCCUCCCCAAGUCCACAUCGGGCCCACUGGGUUUGCCAAGUCAGGGGCAGGGCUGGCCACAGGAACCCCCUAACGUCAGCUUUGAAAGUUGCUGGGGAGAAGCACAUGUCCUUUCCAGUUUGAGAACUUGAGCCAGCGAGGACGCCUCUCAAAGUCAGACAGGUACGUGCCCCCCCCACCGGGGGUGGGUGGGAGGGAUUGUCCUCCUGCCACCGGCAGGCCCUCUGUGCUGCUCUUCCCCCAUCAAGCCUGCCCUGCUUGCUGCUCUCUGCAGAAGGCAGCUCCCACCCAAGCACCUGCACUGCAACCUGGGGGUGAGCGAGGAAACGCACCUCUUUACAGGCAUACACCAAGAUUUCUCUAAGGUCUGAAGAUGCACUGUUCAAAAAGGCACAGGGUGAACCAAUUCUCAUCUUCUUUUCUAGACGCAAUAAAUAAGAAAUAUUUAAUGUAGUCAUGACGACAUUGGGCAUAAACUGUAAGGGUUCCUUAAGUUCCUCUGAGUUGAAAAUAUGUAAAUAAUUCUUGUCCCAAGGAGGAGCAGGGCUGGGAAACCUCAUGCUUCUGGGCUAUGGGACUGUUGCAGGGAAGUACCUGCUCUCGCCAGCAUGACUCAUGUUUCGUGGGUACUGAACACGAGGGUGGAAAUGAAAACUGGAACUUCCUUGUAAAUCUGAAC